GCUGUACGAUCGUGUUUGAAUAAAGUUAUUUAUUUACCGAAAUUACAUGGGGUAAACACGAUUCACUGGUGAACAUUACAUUGUUGUUCCAGACAAUUAUUGUGGUGCUUAUAUAUCAAUCGGAAACGGAACUGCACUACGAUGAGAAAAACUAUUCUUUUAAUAUUUUUGGCCAUUUUCGAGGUUAUUUCAGCUCAACAAAAUGUAGAUAAACCGAAUAUAGUGAUAAUAAUGGCAGAUGACAUGGGUUUUGAUGAUGUCAGUUUCCGUGGCUCAAACCAGUUUCUAACACCAAAUAUAGAUGCUUUGGCUUACAGUGGUGUCAUUUUAAAAAAUUUAUAUACACCGCCUAUGUGCACACCAUCCAGAUCAGCUUUACUUACGGGAAAGUACCCCAUCAAUACAGGCAUGCAGCAUUACGUUAUACCAAAUGAUCAGCCGUGGAGUUUGCCAGUCAAUGAAACAACAAUGGCACAAAUAUUCCAACAAAAUGGCUAUUAUACUAGCAUUAUCGGUAAAUGGCAUUUGGGUUUCUCACGUAAAGCUUACACGCCUACUCUUAGAGGUUUUGAUUAUCAUUUUGGCUAUUUGGGCGCUUAUAUCGAUUACUUUGAUCACACUUUAUAUAAUCCAAACAAAAAUUUCUCAAGAGGACACGAUUUUCGAGAAAAUUUGGAUAUUUCGAAGAAAUACACCGGCACUUAUAUCACAGAUCUUUUAACAGCAAAAGCUGUAAAAAUUAUCGAUGAUCACAAUAUCAAUGAGAAGCCGUUGUUCUUGCUUUUGAAUCAUUUAGCGCCACAUGCCGCAAAUGACGAUAAACCUUUACAAGCACCUCCAGACGAAAUUGAAAAAUUUUCAUAUAUUAAGGAUCCCGAAAGAAGAACGUAUGCAGCUAUGAUGUCCAAAUUAGACACAAGUGUAGCACAUAUAAUAGAAGCUUUGUCCAAAAAAUCAAUUUUAAACAACACAAUUAUUUUGUUUUAUUCCGAUAAUGGUGGUCCAACUGUGGGCAUGCAUGCUACAACAGCUUCAAACUAUCCAUUAAGAGGACAAAAAAAUUCGCCAUGGGAAGGUGCUUUACGUUCAUCAGCUGCCAUUUGGUCACCAAAAUUUGAAAAAUUAGGCACAGUUUGGAAGCAGCGUAUCUACGUAGCUGAUUUACUGCCGACAUUAGCUGCAGCUGCUGGUAUAUACAUCAAUGAAAGUAUAAAAUUAGAUGGUGUCAACCUGUGGUCUGCACUCAAAUAUGGCUAUGAAGCAGUUGAACGGGAGAUCGUACAUAACAUAGACGAUAUUGACAAUUAUGUUUCUUAUUUUAAAGGUAAAUGGAAAUUUAUUAAUGGUACUACUGAAGAAGGAAUUUACGAUUCUUGGUUGGGUACGCGACCAAACCAUGACGAUGAAAUUGACAAUCGAUCUAAGGAUUAUGAGAAUCUCAUACGAAAUACAACAGUGUGGCAUAAUUUGUAUGAAUUUAAUACUAACAAUGGUAAAGCGAGUAAUAUCACUGAAUUACGACUUGAUGCAGAGGUCAAAUGUCAGAAUACUUCUGCCAUUGAAGUGAUUACAUGCAACCCACUUAUUUCGCCUUGUUUAUUUGAUAUAGAUGAGGAUCCCUGCGAACAAAAUAAUUUAUAUGAACAAUUUAAAAAUUCCAAAAUUGUUUUGGAAUUGCUAGAACGUAUUUCAUAUUUCCGUGAACAUGCACAUGAACCUAACAAUAAACCCGCCGAUCCGCUAUGUGAUCCGAAGUAUUAUGAAUAUGAAUGGACUUGGUGGCAAGAUGUUCAGGAAGGCAAUAGCGCAGUGCGUUCUACAAGUAUUUCGUACAUUAUUUUUAUUAUACUACUAGUAAACUAUUUCUCAAUUAAGUUUCUGAUUUAGUCUUGUAUUAUAAUUAUUAAUAUAAUUUUUACAACUGUAUUUAUUAUAGAAUUUAAGGGUAU
This is a messenger RNA of Teleopsis dalmanni, 1949 nucleotides long. Its product is annotated as arylsulfatase B-like. The transcript has 7 exons. Lineage: Eukaryota; Metazoa; Arthropoda; Insecta; Diptera; Diopsidae. The coding region runs from base 142 to 1887 and encodes 581 amino acids. The record is from RefSeq and is a predicted model, not a curated record.